This is a messenger RNA of Alnus glutinosa, 1818 nucleotides long. RefSeq lists its product as uncharacterized. The record is from RefSeq and is a predicted model, not a curated record. Gene Ontology annotation, molecular function: phosphoglycerate dehydrogenase activity. The transcript is spliced from 3 exons. NCBI's taxonomy places the organism in Eukaryota, Viridiplantae, Streptophyta, Magnoliopsida, Fagales, Betulaceae. Bases 456 to 1391 code for a protein of 311 amino acids.
GACAAAAACAUUAAAAUUAAAGCAAAACAACUACAACCCCAUUAUUAUUUGAGAAAUUUGAGGACUUGGGUUGUUCUCAAAUUUUGUUAUUUGAUUGAUUUUUCAAUUAAUUCAAAGCAACCAUUUUUAGCUGUCAAUUUGAUAAGUUAUUAUAGAACAGAACUUUUCGUGGCUACAAUUUUCUGCAGAAGAUCGAAAGCUCUGUUUUGUUUUAUUGGUGAGGGGUCAGUAUUCAAGCCAUAGGAUCAAAUUCGAUUAUUGGGAUUGUAGAGGCUGCAACCAGAGGAUGUAAGAUAUUCGCGUGUCCAAAUUAUGCUAUACGAAUUUUGUGCUGACUUCAUUCACAUGGCUACGGCUGUUCUUUCACCGCUUGAGUUUCAUUUGUAUGAAUUAUCUCAACUCAUAAACUCAAUUAAAGUGGAAGGAUUUCACUGAGGAUUAAACUCUUCAGGGCCAUGGAGAAUUCUUCUGAGAUGUCUAAUGGAAAUGGGCCAACCGACAAUGGCCACAUGGUUAUGAGGAACUCUUCUUAUCAACCCUGCGUCAAGGUUUCUCUACCCUGGCUUGAUUUGAGAGUUUUUUAUGUUAGAGUUAGCAAGUGUGAGAUUGAUGAUUCCACUCCUGAGUACCUCACCCUAAACCAUAUUCCCCUCAACCGUGAUACACUUCUUGAAGUCAAUGGUGUUAGAACAAGCAUAUAUUCUGAUGGGGUGUCCACCCUUCUUAGAAGGGAUCGAUUAGAUAAGAAGUCUGAAGAAGCGACUUUUGUGAGCACUGAUAGCAUCAGGAUGACAGGGUGUGUGAAGUUUGAGGUAUUUGAUAAGGAUCUUCUUGUGUUAUCUGGGGUUUUAGAAUUGUGUAAUAGUAAUGGUUUUGUCAAGGAACCAAACAAUCAAGGCCAGGGAUGGAGCAUGAAUUGUGAAUCUGAUGCGACUGUUGGCACUGGCUUCUUUAAGGGGAAGCAAAUGUUGGGGCCGGAGUUGGCUUCGCCUACAAUUGAGGUCUACAUUGCAGGAUCCUUUUCAGGCACUCCAAUUAUCUUAACAAAGACUUUGCAGCCCAGUCAUCGAAAAAAGCAUACGAGGAAGGGGACGUUGGAUUCAAUACCUGAGUAUGAGGCAACUGAAGGCCCAAAAGAUGCUCCUUCCAGGCUUUCUUUGCAGAUGUCAGAAUUCCCAAACCACAAACCAGAAAACGAAGACGACUACAACCUGUACUCCGGGACAGCGUAUUUUGAAGGUGAAGAUGGAGAGCUUUCAUGGUUCAAUGCUGGCGUGAGGGUGGGUGUUGGUAUUGGCCUUAGCGUUUGUCUUGGAAUUGGAAUUGGAGUGGGCUUGCUCGUUCGAACUUACCAAGGCACCACCAGCAACUUCAGAAGGAGGCUACUGUAAUCCAGGCUUUCCCUGUUUCCCCGUCUUGCCAAAUUCAACUUUCCCCAUGAUCCAAGGCAGCUAACUUGGUGUUUCUUGUUGCAUAUAUGUCCCAGUUGUCAAUGAGGAGGCUCGUGUAGUUUGCAAUUAAGUGCAGGAAAUGCAUGAGUUCAAGUAUUUCUUGGCCUCUAUUGGGACUAAACCUUUCAUCUGAUAUAAAAAAGGACCAUUCGUUUCAAAUGUACAACAAUAAAAGCAGGAAACCUCUCAGCUUCUCUUGCACUUGAUUUUGUAGGGAAUGAUCUUGUUUGUGUGUUCAGAUCCUCAUCUAGCUAGUGCUUUCUGCUGCGGCCUUCUGUAUCUGUGAGUUCUGCUUUUGUCUUGUAAGGUGUUGAUUGCAGUGAAGUGUUUGGUAAUGGAAGAAAGUGUAGAUCCCUUUGCCGACUCA